GCACAUGUUUGUUGAUAAGAUAGGAUUAAAGAAAUGAUUUUGAGUGCAACUUACUGACUACCGACAUCAGAUCUCACGUCUUCACAGUUUAAUUUAAUAUUUCUAAAUUCCUCUUGAAGUUAUACUUCCUUAGUCAUGGCAGGUAAAAUGAUUGACCUAAAAAAUUUGAACGUGCAGCAACUUGCAAAAAUGAAGGAACAGGUAUACAAAGAAGUGAGUUUAAUACAAGACUCAUUGCAAUCUUUGAAGAUAGCACAGAAAAGGUACAUUAGUUCACAAGAGGCACUGGAAAGUGCCAAAGGACGACCAUCUGGUACAUCCAUGAUGAUUCCUUUAACCAAGUCCAUGUACGCCGCUGGACAAUUAGCCAAUCCCGAGCAUGUAACAGUGUGCAUAGGUGCAGGAUAUUUUUUAAAGCUAGAGAUUGACGACGCAAUUCAAUACUUCAAAAGACGUGUCAACUUCCUUGUGGAACGUAUGGAAGGCAUCCAACAGAUUGGGUUAGAAAAACAGAAGUUACAGAAUGUUGUUACUGAAGUACUAGAGAUGAAAAUACAACAAGCUCAAACUGAAAAUAAACAAUAAUUAUUAUGCUAACCCUUUUUUAUUAUUUUUUCCUAACAUUCAAUUGAUAUAAAACUAAAUAUUUUGUUUUUAAUACUUAUUAAACUAAUCAAAUUGUCUUUGAAUAUUUUCUGUAGAUGAUUGGUACUGCUUCUUGUCCUUCUUAUCAAAGCAUAUUUUUUGUAUCGAAUGAAUAUUUUUUACUGUCAGCAAAUUUAAUAUUCAUGUGUUAAAUUAUUGAACUAAAAUAUUAUAUGUAUUUAAGAAUCUAACAAUUAAAGUAUAUAUCAAUUAUUAAUAGAUCACAUUUUUAAAUAUUUGAAUUGGGAAAUCAUUCAAUUAUCAUAUGUAUAUUCAUACAAAAUUACAAAAGUAUGUAACAGUAAUAGACACACUAUUGAUUUACUUAUUUAUAGCAGUGUUUGUAUAUUUUAUGGUAAAUAUAAGGGAAUGCUAAAUGUUUUCUGCUAAGCUAACUGAUUACCGCCAAGGCUUAACCAGGC
This is a messenger RNA of Myzus persicae (green peach aphid), 1067 nucleotides long. It is a transcript of the gene Pfdn5, whose product is annotated as prefoldin subunit 5. Gene Ontology annotation, cellular component: cytoplasm; prefoldin complex. The record is from RefSeq and is a predicted model, not a curated record. Gene Ontology annotation, biological process: regulation of DNA-templated transcription; protein folding. Lineage: Eukaryota; Metazoa; Arthropoda; Insecta; Hemiptera; Aphididae. The transcript has a single exon. The coding region runs from base 136 to 585 and encodes 149 amino acids.